AAAGAGGCGUUUAGAGAGUGAGAAGGAGGAGAGGCAGGAAUAGGAUGAAGGAAGGGGAGGCUGAGCAGUAGAGAGGAAGAAGAGGCUCGCAGUCUCAAAACUGGAUAUUCUUACGUGCCUGCUGCCAACUGGUCCACCAAUGAGUAAACUCUCUGCUACCUGCUACGCGAAGGCACCCGGCGAGGUGAGUGGCGCUUCGGUACAACGGACUCAGCAGUGAUCUGACAGUGAUGCCGUGUAGCAGCCUUCCCCUCUGUCUGCGCCCCUCGUUCUCCCGUGAGGCCCAUGUGACCUAGCCUGCACCCGCACACAGGGGGCCCCCCAGUGCCGCUGGAGCCCACCCAUGAAUCCCAGCCCCGACCGCGGCAAAGAGUGCCUCCCUCCCAAGAAGAGGGAGUCUCGGCAAGGAUCGCUGGACCACCACAUCCCUCUGGACGAGUUUAAACCCCCUGUGCCGCUCCGGAGUCGGUCCAGCGGAGGAGGAGGAGGAGGAGAUGGAGGCAGGGAGGCCAGUGACAGGGACCGAGCUCUGAUUAACACGAACCUACAUCUCCUACAUACUCCUCAGCCCCUUCCUGCUCCAGCACCAGGCCUCCCCCUGCCCCUACCCUGGCACCUGGGCUACUCUCCCUCUGUCUCUCUCCCCCUUUUCCCCGGGCAGGUCGGCGAGAGGAGGGGCUCAGGGUCACCCGCCUGGAGAGAUGAUCCUCUCCCCUCAACCCUGCAACACCACUCCAGGUGGCUUAGAGGGGAAGUGCCUCUCUCCUUACCACCUUCCCCAUCUCCCUCCUCCACCUCCUCCUUCAAGACUCCCUUUCCGGCUGAUUCUCGAGAGAUAUGGUCCUACAUUAACAGCGGCCGGCGGGACAACAGCUCCUCUCUCCUCUCCCCAUCAUACUUGUUUAGCCACCACUCUCUCUACCCUCAAGAUCCAAGCUUUGUUGAGGCCAGACACAGAUACCUGGUCAAGAGGCCCAACGGCCUGGACGGGCCAGGCAGCAGGACUGCCCUGACCUCCAGGCAUCUACCCACAGUAGAUUAUGGGAACGACAGCAGCAGAACCAGGCUGGACAUCAGUCCACACAGCUCCCAUACCAACGGUGGACGGAGACAGCAGGAGGAUCCAACAUCCCAUGGCCAUUCUGGAGGGCCAUUUUUGCAAGACUCUCAAGCUCAGGAAGGCCCUGAGCCACAUUCCUCACUGCAGGACAGACAUUCGCAUGGGAUAGUUAAGACCAGCUUACACUCCACCAGUCCCCAUCCUCUCGGACCAGCCCCCAGGGCAGGUAGAGGGGGACUGUUGGACCCCCUCGGGGUCACACCGGCUGAAGCACAGAUCUACUACUCCUUGGGAUCGGUGUGCCACCCGAGCCCUCAGGUCCAGGCCUACCCGCUCUACAGCCCCUCAGGAACAGCUCUGUACAACCUGCACAGGGAGCCAGGACCCAGGCAGCACAAUCCAAGGAACUCACCGCACUCACCCCUGGGUCUACCUAACAGCCAUGACAGGUCGCAGAGAGACCGGGACAGAGACCAAGAAAGAGAAAGAGAAAGAGAAAAAAUCAGAAGUAAAGAGAAAGAGAGGCAUCUACAACACGACAAAGACCAAGAAAGAGACAGUGAGCGCGAGAGACGACGGGACAGAGACAGAGACCGAGGGAGGGAGCUAUCUCCUUCUCAUCCUCAAGCCUCACCCCCGACCCUUCACUCAUCUCCCCCCGCGCUCCUACCUCACUUCACCAAGGGAUCUCUGAUCGAGUUGGCCAGCGGUCGAUUGAAGCGGGUGGAGGAGCUGCGGACCGAGGACUUCCUGAGGAGCGCAGAUACCUCCCCAGAGUUCCACCUCAGCACCUGCACCGUGCUGCUGAUUUCCCGCAGUGCACAAGGCUUCACCCACCUGCAGGUCCACCUUACAGACCGAAACACUCAGGAGUUACUGAAGGUGUUGGUGGAGUAUCCGUUCUUCGUGCAGGACCGAGGCUGGUCUUCUUGCUGUCCGCAGAGAACCGCCCAGCUGUACGGCCUGCCCUGCCGCCAGCUGAUGGAGGGGGAUGUCUGCCUGGCUCUCACCCCCACCCCCACCACCACCACCACCCAAACCCACCGGACACACACGCGUACUGGCUCCAGGGCCCAUCGCACGCAUCUCCUCCCCUCCAGGGCAUCAGGAGAACCCAGCAACUCGCAUAGGGAGGAGAUGCCACCUCCACCUCCUCCUCCCCCUCUUCCUCACCACCACCCUGCUCCUACUGUGCCGGCUCCUCCGCGUGCUCCGGCUGUAGAGCCCCCCACCCGGGAGCAGCCGCGUCCACGCAAACGGCGCUGGUCUGCCCCGGAUACCCUUCCCUCAACUGGAACUGAUUUACCUCAUGGCUCCAAGCUAAUGAAGUGGCAGUAGAAUCUUGGGAAUGCAUACGUGUACAUGCAUACUUACACACACACACACACACACACACACACACACACACACACACACACACACAGAUAAGCACAUACACACCCUCCUCGUCUCUGUUGCACCCACCAAGACAAACAAUGGAGAGACCUCAAGGUAGGGUUGCAGGGAAGGAACGACAAAAACAAUAGAAAACACAAUUUACGGGUGUCCACACUGCUGCCCCAAAUAUUAUCCUAUCCCAUCCUAGUCUGGCCCUAGUUGUAUCCUCCUUUCCUUUCCUUUCCUUUCCCUUCCUUUUCCCUUCCUUUUCCUUUCCUCAACCUUACUUAGAACAGCCCCGAGAGGAGCAGCAGCUGAAGGAUCUCUGGAUGGCUCCUUUACAGACACUCUGAAGACAUUUAGUGAGACAAUCAAGCACUUGUCUGUGGUCACUCUGUUUUUGUAAUGGCUGUCCCACCCACAUACUUACUGACAGUGUUUUCUGCAGGGUAUCGAUUUUCAAUCAGUGUUAUGAAAGUAAACGCUAUUGAAGAAGCGCAGAUAUAUAUGAACAAGAGUUGACUAUAUAUAUUACAUUACAGAUGUUAUAUACAGUAAAUAUGCUAAACAGAUUUAAUGCAAUCUCUCUGUCAAUUUCGCAAUGCAUUUCUUUUUUUAUUUUUCUUGCUUCUGAGCCGAUGUCUAACUGUCGGCCUGGGCAUGCAAGGUGAAUGUAUGAGCAACUCUUCGCCUUUUUUUUAAUUCUCAUCACUGGGAGUCAUUUCAAACAAUUGAUUGUUCGUCAAGGCAUUACCCUCCAAUAUGUUCUUAACAUUAUCUCUGAGAAAGGGAGAACACUAAUGAAAACUGCGUAACAGACAAUCCCCCACCCACACAGACAGGUCUGUGCCACAUCGCCUCGACACUCAUGGUGUUUUUCCAUUAAAAAAUGAUUGAUGGAAAGAGUAGAAAGUGCAGUAUGGCUGAGGAGUAAUGGUGCUAAUAACACGUUGGAACAUGAUGCUUUGUGAAUACUCUUGACCCCCGUGUACUGCACGCUUCUGUUCCCAUCUCAUUUUUUACGUACUGUAUUUGUUUGAAGGCAGGGAAAACGAUGAAAGUAUUUUAAACUCAGAUACGGGUAUCUCCUCUGAUUCAGCACACAAUCUCACUUUAGUUUUUGUGUUUGUUUUUUUUGUAUUUUAUUUUCAAAAAGAAAACCUUACCUGUUGAUUUUUCUUUUUAAAUGUUAUAGCUACAAAAAUGUAUAUUUUUAAAAAUUGUGAAUCUGUUAUGAUGUUCGCUAGAAA
This is a messenger RNA of Anoplopoma fimbria (sablefish), 3687 nucleotides long. RefSeq lists its product as uncharacterized. The record is from RefSeq and is a predicted model, not a curated record. Lineage: Eukaryota; Metazoa; Chordata; Actinopteri; Perciformes; Anoplopomatidae. Gene Ontology annotation, biological process: nervous system development; negative regulation of transcription by RNA polymerase II. Gene Ontology annotation, molecular function: RNA binding; protein binding. Gene Ontology annotation, cellular component: nucleus.